Molecule: messenger RNA, 1222 nt
Organism: Zingiber officinale
Lineage: Eukaryota; Viridiplantae; Streptophyta; Magnoliopsida; Zingiberales; Zingiberaceae
Product: bZIP transcription factor 11-like
Exons: 1
Coding region: 557-1033 (158 amino acids)
Biological process (GO): positive regulation of DNA-templated transcription
Cellular component (GO): nucleus
Molecular function (GO): DNA-binding transcription factor activity; transcription cis-regulatory region binding
Source: RefSeq, a predicted model, not a curated record
CUUGUUUGUGUUUACUUCCCAAAAUGGCAGCUUGAUCCGUAAAGGUCUAUUGUUCAAUCUUGAUCAAGCAAUUUUGGUCUAUAAAUACCACCACUCUCAAAGUUACAAUUCCCUUUCCCCCCUCUUCUCCUGCCUUGCUUAGUUUGAGAAGAAGCAUUCUUCUCCAUUAUUCCUCUUCCUUAUGCAAAACACAAAGUUCUACCUGCUGUUUAAGUAGUCGUCAAGAAUCUGCACUUCAAACAAGGGAGCUUAAUUCAUCCUAUUCUGUAUCAUCUUCAUCUCUUGAUGUUUCUCUAAGUAAAAUUGCCCUAUCUUGUUUAUGAUAACCACUAUUCUUAAUCGCAUGACAAAUCUUGCUCAAUCAUUCUCCGUUGUCUUCCUUUACUGGUUCUACGUUUUCCAUGAUCUCUGAGCUAAAGAGCCACCGGAGCCUCUGCUUCUUUGCAUGCGACUCUUAGCUUUCCUUUGUCAUAAUUCCGUUGAAAUAUGUACACGCUUUCCUGGAAUUUAAUUUAGCUCCGAGAAAAAUAUAUUCCUUCUAAAACUCCAACGUCUAAUGGCUUCUCCUGGUGGCGCUUCUUCCGGUUCCUCUCUGCUCCAUAACUCCGGCGCCGAAGGUCUGCAGACUGUCACGGACCAGAAGAAGCGGAAGCGAAUGAUAUCCAAUCGCGAAUCCGCAAGGCGAUCCAGGAUGCGCAAGCAGAAGCAGCUGUCGGAUUUGAUAACCGAGUCGAGUCAGCUGCAGAAGGAGAACAGCCAGGCCACAAUGCUCUUGAACAUCAUCACACGGCGCUGCGCGACCGUGGAAGCCGAGAACUCUAUUCUUAGAGCUCAGGUGAUGGAGCUCAGCUAUGCACUCGAGUCACUUGAUGAGAUAACGCAGAGCAUAAGAGGAAGCAACAAUAUGGUCUUGUGGGACGGGACACAGCUGAUGAAUAGCCUUAUGAUCAGUUCGUGGAACUUCAGAUAUAUAAACCAACCCAUGAUGGCUCCAGCAGAGAAAAUGUUUUACUAUCGACAGGGAGCUUAUUAAAGCUGUAUGUGCAUGGCUAGAUUAGUUUGCUAUGUAAGCUUUUAUUCUUAUCUAUUGCAGGUUUGAGGCGGAAGAAGUCCAAGCUCCGUUGUAUCAUUGGUCUUACCAAGACACUGAAGAUUGGUAAUUGGUGUAGUUUGUAUAUGGGUUUCUGUAUCGCUUCCACUUUCCCUGAAACAUGAUUGAUUA